AGCUCCAAUCAAAACAACAACAGAAAAUUGUUUACAUUUCCAAAACACGUUUUCAUUGGAUUUGCCGGGAGCUCUUUACAACGUAAAAUUAAAGGGCUUGGGAAGUAAUUUGAUCAAUCCUUUCGUUACCUCUUCUAUACAUAUUCAAUAAAGUUAGUUCCCCUAGGGUUGUAGGUAGAAAAAAGCGUCGAAAUGGUUCGUGUAAAGUACAGGUACAUUCUGGUGCAGAUACGUUGCAACAAUCGAGAAGACACAGCACCGGUUACCAUUGAAUCAAACACACUGCUUAAGUACAUUCGCGAGAAUAUAGAGCGGUACUACGGGGAGUUUGGUAUCGCCAGCAUGCUGCGGACGAAUGUGAUAUACUUCAACGCGAAAACGCACCUCUGCAUCAUACAGGCAAUGCAUGGACCGCAUCGCUUCAUUACCAGCAUCCUACCGCUGCUCACCGUGGCCGGCCCCGAGAUAGCCCGCUACCGAACACUGUACGUGGGAGCAACACUGAUGCAGUGUAACAAAUUUAUCCUGAAGUAUCAGCAACGCUACAUCAACAAAACGCUCGGCGAGUAUCGGGGAAUGGGACAGAAGCUGAAAAUGAUAGAGGACGUGACGAAAAUGAGGAGACUGUAGCGUAAGUUUAGAACAUCGAUCCUACUUCCUUUCCUUUUUAUUAGAACUAGGCGUCUCUGGUGCCCUGUACAAAGUGAAUAAAUUAUUGCAUUGCGUGGUGGUGCUGCUUCGUGCCGCCAUGUAAUAUGCAAUAGGCCAGAGGAGGCUGACCGAACCGAA
Molecule: messenger RNA, 789 nt
Organism: Anopheles coluzzii
Lineage: Eukaryota; Metazoa; Arthropoda; Insecta; Diptera; Culicidae
Gene: Pop5
Exons: 3
Coding region: 193-630 (145 amino acids)
Biological process (GO): tRNA 5'-leader removal
Cellular component (GO): ribonuclease P complex
Molecular function (GO): ribonuclease P RNA binding
Source: RefSeq, a predicted model, not a curated record